Molecule: messenger RNA, 4015 nt
Organism: Dama dama (fallow deer)
Lineage: Eukaryota; Metazoa; Chordata; Mammalia; Artiodactyla; Cervidae
Gene: EPN3
Product: epsin 3
Exons: 10
Coding region: 559-2472 (637 amino acids)
Biological process (GO): endocytosis
Cellular component (GO): clathrin vesicle coat; endosome; plasma membrane
Molecular function (GO): clathrin binding; phospholipid binding
Source: RefSeq, a predicted model, not a curated record
GGGGUGGAGCCUCCUGGUCUUUCUGAUUCCUCCUUUGGCCCCGCUUGGGCAGAGAUGUACAAAGGCUCCUCCAUUCCCACCUCCUAGCAGGAAAGUUCAAGCAGAGCUGCAGGGCCCACACACAGGGUCCCCUCCCACUACCCCAGGCCAAGCAGGAGGGCCAGGGCUCCUGGUGGAGUCAGGAUGCCCGACUGGUUCUCCUGGUUUCAGUGGCCAGCCCUGGGAGAGGCUUGUACUCAGGCGGGCUCUAGGGCACAAUUAUUUCUCAUCUUGACUCUUGCCACCUGCCAGCCCACAGGCUGGGGAGGUAAAGGCAGGUCUGAGUCACUAGUGAGGGGGAGGGUAGGCAUUAAACGAGUGCUGGCCUGGGCAUCCUCAAAGAAGGCCUGUCGCUGGGACAGAAAGACAGCAGACGGAAGACCCAUGUGGAAGCCAAGGACAUAGCUGUCCUGCUGAGAGCACAGCGACACACCCUUGGAGACCGUGACCUCACGACAGUGGCCCUUGGCCCUCCACCUCUGGCUGGGGCGGGGGCCGCCCAUCUCCAAGUCCUCCGCCAUGAUGACGUCAGCGCUGCGACGACAGGUGAAGAACAUCGUGCACAACUACUCGGAGGCAGAGAUCAAGGUGCGUGAGGCCACCAGCAAUGACCCCUGGGGUCCACCUAGCUCGCUCAUGUCCGAGAUUGCCGAUCUGACCUUCAACACGGUGGCGUUUGCCGAAGUCAUGGGCAUGCUGUGGCGGCGGCUCAAUGACAGUGGCAAGAACUGGCGGCAUGUCUACAAGGCGCUGACGCUGCUGGACUACCUGCUCAAGACAGGGUCUGAACGGGUGGCCCACCAGUGCCGAGAGAACCUCUACACCAUCCAGACACUCAAAGACUUCCAGUACAUCGACCGCGAUGGCAAAGACCAGGGCGUGAACGUGCGUGAGAAGGUCAAGCAGGUGAUGGCCCUGCUCAAGGACGAAGAGCGUCUUCGGCAGGAGCGCACCCAUGCCCUCAAGACCAAGGAGCGCAUGGCAUUGGAGGGCACGGGCAUCAGCAGUGGGCAACUGGGCUUCAGCCGCACCCGUGGUUCCCCGUCCUCCUACAACUCCUCCUCCUCAUCCCCCCGCUACACCUCAGACCUGGAGCAGGCCCGGCCUCAGACAUCGGGAGAAGAGGAGCUGCAGCUACAGCUAGCCUUGGCCAUGAGCCGCGAGGAGGCUGAAAAGCCGGUUCCCCCAACCUCCCACAGGGACGAGGACUUGCAACUGCAGCUGGCUCUGCACCUGAGCCGGCAGGAGCAGGAGAAGGAGGUGAGGUCCUGGCAGGGAGAUGACUCACCUGUGGCCAAUGGUGCUGGAGCUGGAGCCCAUCGUCGUUGGGACAGAGAGCCUGGAAGAGGAGAGAGAGAGGAGGAGGAGAAGCUGAAAACCAGCCAGUCCUCCAUCCUCGACUUGGUGGACAUCUUCGCAUCAGCUUCAACCCUGCCUUCCACACACUGCUCUGCUGACCCAUGGGACAUCCCAGGUCUCAGGCCUAACACAGAGCCCAGUGGCUCAUCAUGGGGGCCUUCGGCAGACCCCUGGUCUCCAGUUCCCUCAGGAAGUAUCAUGUCCCAAAGUCAGCCCUGGAACUUGCCCCCUGUGCUCUCCUCCUCCGAGCCCUGGGGCCGGACCCCAGUGCUGCCUGCUGGACCACCCACCACAGACUUCUGGGCACAGAACUCCCCCCACCACAAACUCCCCAACAAUGGAGACAACCCCUGGGGGAACCUAGCAGAGACCUUCAACACACCUGCACUAAAAGAUGGUUCUUCGACCUUUGACCCAUUGGCCAAGCCUCCAGUAUCCACAGAGACCAAGGAAGGGCUAGAAUGCACCCAGGCUCUGCCCUCUGGGAAGCCCAGCAGUCCUGUGGAGCUGGACCUGUUUGGAGACCACACCCCCAGUGUAAAGCAAAAUGGCACAAAGGAGCCAGAUGCCUUUGACCUGGAUGGACUAGGGGAAGCACUAGCCGAGUCCAGCAGGGACACCCCAGCACGUCGGACACCCGAGUCCUUUCUGGGCCCCUCAGCCUCCUCCUUGGUCAACCUUGAUUCAUUAGUCAAGGCGCCCCAGGCUGUAAAGACCCGGAACCCCUUCCUAACAGGUCUCAGCACUCCAUCCCCUACCAACCCGUUUGGCGGGGGCGAGCAAAGCAGGCGGACUCUGAACCAGAUGCGCACAGGAUCGCCAGCGUUGAGCCUGACCGCCGGUGGGCCGAUCGGGGCGCCCUUUGGCUCCAUGACCUACAGUGCCUCCCUGCCCCUCCCGCUCAGCAGCGUGCCGGCCGGCGUGACCCUCCCUGCCUCGGUCAGCGUCUUCCCCCAAGCCCGCGCCUUCACGCCGCCGCCCUCCGGGAGCCUGCCGCAGCCUCUGCUGCCCACCUCGGGCUCCGCUGGACCGCUCCACCAGACCCCUCUGACCGAUACCAAUCCUUUCCUCUGAGCAACGGCCCCGCCCCCGGCCGCCGGCGCUUGCGCGCGAUGCCCCGCCCCCGCCCUGAGCGAAUUACACUGGUCCCCGCCCCCUGGCGCGGGGCGGGGCGGAGCUUCCAUGCCAGGACCCGCCCAGGGAAGGAAGGAAAGUUGAGACUCCUCCCAGAGACCGGUCGGGACGCUGCCCCUAGCUUCCACGGACGCUUUGCAGCUCCUGGAGCUGGAGACUUCACUGGGGCAGAGACCACGCCCCGUAAUAAAGACUGGAAUCCAUGUCCUCAGCUCUCACCAAGUGAACUUUUUGCCGGGCGUGGCGGCCAGGUCUGGACCACAGCUUGAAUCACUGGCUACCCUGGAAACGACUGCUCCACGAUGUGGGGCACAAAAAUGCUCCCACUUCCCAUACAGCCCCCUCAGCCUAGCACCUUCUCUUGUCCAUGCUCCUGAGACCCUCUCUCAGUCAUUUGAUCAUUUCAUCCAUUUAUUACACAGCGGCACGGGGAAUAAUCUAAAAGCAAAGAACAAUAGGCAGUUGUUCCCUUGCACAAUCAUUAUGUGCUAAGCACCUUAGACAGAUUAUUUCAUUUAAUCCUUGCAUCAGUAUUCUGAGGUAGAUAAUAUUACUCCCAUUCAGGACUGGCUACAUAAUUAGUGCAAAGUAAAAAUGUGGGGCCCCUUGUUAAAAAUUGGGUUAAACAUAUCAAAAUGGGAGCAGCAAAGCAUUAGACCAAGGGCAAAGCCCUUGGCCCUGCUCCUUCUUUAUAGGUGAGGUUCAGAGAGGUUAAGCAGUGUGCUUAAAGUCACAAAGCUAGCAGAGUAGGGCUGGGAUUCCAAGUCAGGAGACUUGGCUCCACUGCUCUGAGCUUCCAUCCUGGGCCCCAGUAUUCACAAGUAUUGACUGGCUGCUGUGGACAAAGCACUGGGCUCAUCUCGGGAGGGACUCAAGAAUUGCUAAGUGCACAGUCUCCAGGAGCUCAGAAUCCACAGGGGCAAGCCUGGUCCAGGAGCCCCCACAAUCCUUUGUUUUACUGAGCCACCUUAAAUCUGGGUCUUCUCUCCUCUCUUCACCAGGACUGGCAAAAAACUCAAUUUCAACCAUGACCCCUCCUAGGGGGCUGGUGUAGAUCAGAAACCCAGGGGAGGAGCAGAGCCUAUUACCUCAUCCUGAGGGCCACCAUAGUCACCCUCAUUCCUUUUCUACUCAAUGCUCCCCCCAACCAUGGGCACUGGUGUGUCUUCAGUGCUCAGGGGCUGGCCCUGCAGGCAGCAGGCCUUUUGGGGGCCUGAGGUAAAAUGUCCUUCCAUAGGCCAGAAAGAGCAAAGUUGAGGGGAGGAAAAGUGCUGGUUUUCUUCCUAAGGUGGGGGUGGGGCAAGGAGCUGAUUUGCUUUUUGGAGGGAGGCAGUCCUACUGUAGCUGCUACAGACAGGGUGGACAAGAGCAUCUACUUAGGAGUAGGACUGACAGCGUUCAAAACUGCUCUAAGGUUUCCACUUAAUCACUUGUAAUAAGUGGUUAUGCUCUUUGACCUUGAGUAAAUAACUUAACCUCUCUA